UUUUCGUGUGAUCUGGCAACCCGUGUCAAAAUGAAUCCAGGACACUACCUGUUUAUAUUAGCUUAGCUUAGCUUGUGCGUUUAAAAUAGCCCUAAUCAGCUGAUCUGAACAGUGUUAUUAUAAAGACGAUUUAACUUUAUACAUUUUAACACUCCAUACUGUUAAAGUAAAGGCGAACACAUCGACUCACAGCCUAAUAACAUCCGCAAGUCAAGCUUUAACAGGCACCUGAUGACCUCUGACCCCUGUGUUUACUGGUGUGGGGCCAUGAUCAGUGUUACACUGUGAAGCCAUGAGUCAGAGGAACAUCGCUGCUGACCUGUUGAACAGAAAAAUCCGGGAGAACAGGGCUCUGAGUUUUCAGAGACACUACCAUGUAACUGACCCGUUUAUAAAACGACUUGGCCUGGAAGCAGAGCUACAGGGUCACUCGGGGUGUGUGAACUGUCUGGAAUGGAAUGAGAAAGGAGACAUAUUAGCGUCAGGGUCUGAUGAUCAGCAUGUGAUGGUGUGGGAUCCUCUCAGACACAGGAGGUUGAUGAGCAUGCACACGGGUCAUGCUGCUAACAUCUUCUCUGUCAAGUUCCUGCCACACUCUGGAGAUCGGAUCCUGGUGACCGGAGCUGCAGAUACCAAGGUCCACGUUCAUGAUGUGACGGUAAAGGAGACGAUCCAUAUGUUCUCUGAUCACACUAACAGAGUGAAGCGCAUCGCCACCGCCCCCAUGUGGCCAAACAUGUUCUGGAGCGCGGCCGAGGACGGUAUCAUCAGGCAGUAUGAUCUGAGAGAGAGCAGUAAACGCUCAGACGUCUUAAUCGAUCUGACGGAAUACUGUGGUCAGCUGGUGGAGGCCAAAUGUCUCGCUGUGAACCCGCGGGAUAAUAACUACCUCGCUGUGGGAGCUAAUGGCCCAUUUGUACGCCUGUAUGACAUCCGCAUGAUCCACAACCACAGGAAGUCUCUUAGUCAGAGUGCAGAAGUUCACACCUUCUGUGAUAAAAAGAAGCCCAUCCCUGAUGGAGCAGGACAGUACUACGUUGCAGGUCACCUCCCAGUGAAACUGCCAGAUUAUAACAACAGGCUGCGUGUGUUGGUGGCCACGUAUGUGACGUUCAGUCCUGAUGGGACGGAGCUGCUGGUGAAUAUGGGUGGAGAACAGGUGUAUCUGUUUGAUCUGACAUUUACACAGAGACCGUACACCUUCCUGCUGCCGAAGAAGUGCCAUUCCUCAACAGAGGUGCAAAAUGGGAAAACCACAAACGGAGUUUCUAAUGGAAUUCAUCUUCCUGUCAACUGCCUGAAACUUGCUAAUAACAAACCCUGCAGUGAGCUGCCUCCCCACCUUGAGCGCAUUAAACAGCAGGCUAAUGAUGCAUUUGCGCGUCAGCAGUGGACUCAGGCCAUCCAGCUGUACAGUCUGGGGAUCCACACAGCAGGACAGAGCAACGCCAUGCUGUACGGGAACCGCGCCGCUGCCUACAUGAAGCGCAAAUGGGACGGGGAUCAUUACGAUGCUCUGCGUGACUGUCUGAAAGCUCUGACUCUGAACCCGGCUCAUCUGAAGGCUCACUUCCGGCUGGCUCGCUGUCUGUUUGAGCUGAAGUACGUGGCCGAGGCUCUCGAGUGUCUGGAUGACUUUAAAGGGAAAUUUCCAGAACAGGCUCACAGCAGUGCCUGCAGCGCCCUCGACAAGGACAUCAAAGCUGCUCUGUUCUCUAAAAAUGACUCCGUAGAUGAGAAGAAAGGGAACAGCUCGAUUCGCUUCCACAGCUUCAGCCGUAAAGAGUCGAUCCCUGAGGAUGAGAUCGUCCUGAGAGAGCGCAGCUUCGACUACAAGCACAGAUACUGCGGCCACUGCAACACCACCACCGACAUCAAAGAGGCUAACUUCUUUGGCAGUAAAGGGCAGUACAUUGUGAGUGGAUCAGACGACGGCUCCUUCUUUAUCUGGGAGAAGGAGACCACGAACCUGGUGCGAGUGCUACAGGGGGAUGAGUCCAUAGUGAACUGCCUCCAGCCGCAUCCCAGCUACUGUUACCUAGCAACCAGCGGCAUCGACCCUGUAGUGCGGCUCUGGAGCCCACAACCCGAGACGGACAGUGAGAAUGGUCGUGUGGUGGAGGAUAUGGAGGGAGCAUCUCAGGCUAAUCAGAGGAGGAUGAAUGCUGAUCCUCUGGAAGUGAUGCUGCUCAACAUGGGCUAUCGCAUCACAGGGCUGAGCAGCGGCCAUGACGCCUCGGACGAGGACGAGGAUAACACAGAGGGUCAGGUGCAGUGCCGCACCAGCUAGAGAGAGUGUGUGUGAGUGAGUGUGUGUGUGUGAGUGAGUGUGUGUGUGUGUGUGAGUGUGUGUGUGAGUGAGUGUGUAUGUGAGUGAGUGUGCAUGUGAGAGAAAGUGUGUGUGAGAGAGUGUGUCUGUGUGAGAGAGAGAUAGAGAGUGUGUGUGUGUGUCUGUGUGUGAGAGAGAGAGUGUGUGUGUGGUGUGUGUGUGUGUGUGUGUGUGUGAGUGUGAGUGAGAGUGUGUACGUUUCCUCUACCUGUGGCCCUACAAUGCACACUCCCUCUUGGAGAGGAAGGGAACAAAUAACAAGGCCCUUGCUCCCACAGUAGAUGGAGUGUCAGACUGGCCUGUUCCCACUGGAGGAUGAUGAUGAUGAUGAUAAACUGGUUUCCUCGGUGGUUCUGGAACUGCUGUGUGUAGUUUUGUUCUAUCUGGCCUGCUCUGAUGUCACUUCCUGUUCCUGCAGCUGAGACUCCGCCCAUUGCACGGCCGUGUACGUCUGUUAGACUCGAGCACUUUGUUUAAAUGGAGGACUUUUUCCAGAAUUAUAAAUGUUUUAUUUUUCUCUUUUGAUCUUCUGGUGUUUCAUGUCACUUGGUUGUGUUUCAAGAUUAAAGGAGCAGUUCACAACGUUCA
Messenger RNA from Tachysurus fulvidraco (yellow catfish), 2917 nucleotides. RefSeq names its product WD and tetratricopeptide repeats 1 (gene wdtc1). Gene Ontology annotation, molecular function: protein binding. The record is from RefSeq and is a predicted model, not a curated record. Gene Ontology annotation, cellular component: Cul4-RING E3 ubiquitin ligase complex; cytoplasm. NCBI's taxonomy places the organism in Eukaryota, Metazoa, Chordata, Actinopteri, Siluriformes, Bagridae. The transcript is spliced from 16 exons. Gene Ontology annotation, biological process: negative regulation of fatty acid biosynthetic process. The coding region runs from base 293 to 2290 and encodes 665 amino acids.